GUCCGUACUUACUAUGCCUCUGAACGAAGUCGGGACCCCGUCGCCCGCGGUGGCCGCCGACGAUGGACCUUCUCUGGACAUCAUCUCGGUGUCGCAGACACUUCUAGACAACUUGGACCUUCCAGCAAAUCGGGUCUGCAUGGUAUGCUUUGAUGGCGCGGAAUACGCGACGAAUCCCCUCCUUUGCUGCAGCGUCCCGACGUGCCGCAUGCGGGUGCACUUGGCAUGCUACGGGUCUGGCACGGAUUCAAUGCCGCUCAUGCCGUACAAGAAGCGGUCCAAGUGGGUCUGCGACGUCUGCACACUCGAGAAGAAGCAUGCCACGGAGCUGACCCCGAACUCGGCACGCGUCUGCGUUGUGUGCAAGAUGUCUGGCGGUGUUGUGAAACCCACCAAGGCCGACAACACCGUGUGUCACUUGGUGUGCGUGCGAUGGCUGCCCGAACUGAAGCAGGUGCCGUCAGAGGUGCAGGCCACGUCAUCGGUCGUGGACGCCGACCUGCUCUUCGGUACGCGCAAGUCGCUCAAGUGCCACAUCUGCCACAAGCGAAACGGAUGCUUGCAAUGCAUGAGCAAACGAUGUACGAAGGCGUUCCAUGCCGUUUGUGCGUUGCGUGCGCUCGAGUCCAAGGUGUACACGGGUGUCACCGAGGCGAACCACCUCGCGUGCAUCUGCGACUCGCACUUUGCCGACGUCCGUGCCACAUACCGCUCGAUCAAAGAUGUGUUUUGGGACCAGCCGUAUCUUGGUACGGAAGUCGACCUCGAAGAAGACGACGAACCCACCGCCGCGGCUCCCCACGCCGCCCUUUCGCCCUCCGACCUUGCGCUUCCCCCACUGCUAAACCCCAUGAUUCCAUUUUCGCAACCACCGACGUCAAACAAAGUCGGCCGACCGCGAAAGCAUCCGGUGCCCCAGCAAGAUCCGUCCGUUCCAAAACCCACGUUGCCGCCUCCCCCAGGCAGUGCUUCAAACACCGCGCAUCCUUCAGUGAACCCUCGCCCGUUCAUGGCAUCGCCAUCGAGCGUCGGCCGCCCACGUCCGCCACAACAACACGCCGCGCCGUCCCAACCAUCGCUGCCACAACUGGCCGACGUGGCCGUGUGUACAUGGUGCAUGCAGCCCAUGCUAAGUUCAAUCCUCCACGUGCAUCAAGCGUCCUUAUGUCCACUGAAACCAGCAAGUUCUCGGAAACCAAAGGACCCGAACCUGCCCAAGCGACCCCGUGGUCGACCUCCCGGAUCGAACAGCAAGGCCAACAAGGACACCCAGCGUCCUCCCCAGCCCAAAACGUCGAGCGCCGCGACGACUAAGAAAUCACCCUCCCCCAAACCACUCCAGCCACCGACGGUUGGCGGCGGCGUGGCGGUCGGUCCGUCGCCUCGACCGAUGCUCAUGCUUCCCCAACACCACCCCCGCCCCAUGGCCCCAACGUUUUCGCAGUCAGCCCCUCCGCCUCCAGCCUCCCCCAUCAAGGACAUAUUGAUGGAAAACGCCCUCGGAGUCCUCCGCCACAACGCCGUGGACUCGCUCUUCUCGUCGUGGCCGGGCAUGCCAGGCGGGGGGCUCCUGCAGUCGCGGGACUUUUGGGCCCAAGUGUUUCAAUCGUUUUUCACGAAACCGUCGCUGCUGCCGGCCAAGUGGACGCCCCUCACGCAGUGGCUAGCGGGCGUCAACUCGCAGGCGUUCCUGACCCCGCUCAAGCCCCCGCCCAAGUGCUCGGACGCGACCACGUUUGCCCACGUCACAAACGAAUGGCUGGCAGCGACCCACGUCCGCCACACAUGCGACGCGAUGCUCCAGUCGAACGGCCUGCGCUGCGUGCAGCCGUUGAAACCCUUCACGCACAUCAAGUCGAUGACACGGACGACCGAGUCCAGUGGCAUCUUGGAGGUGGUGCUGGCCAGCCACGACCACCGCCCCGUGCAGCAUUGUCGGUUCGCUGUCGUGUGCUCGGCCAACGCCCCGACCACGGCUCAUGGCGAGGACGACGACACCACCACACCGGGGGCUUCCAAUGUCGUGUGGAGCCGGUUUCGGCCCAACAAAACUUUGGUGACGUUGCCGACAGAUAGUAGUACUAGUAGUAUGCCCACCGAACCGGUGUGGGUGUCGCUCUUGUCGAUUGACGAAGUGACCGACGUGAAUGCGAGCCACGUGUACACAUCCGAUACGUCGUCGGUUCAAGUCACGGAAGCUCCGAUUCAGGAUGACAUGGCGUUGGAAGCGCUGCUGUGUUAUGACGUGCUCCAAGAAACUUUGAAAGGGAACCGCAUGCGGUGGCGGACGUUGUGGCGCAAGGCGGCCGCGGCGACGGCGUCUGAAGCGGCGACGGCGGCAACGGCCAAACAGGUGGAAAGUCUGUACGAAGAGUACAACUGGUGGAAGUCGGUGUGCACGAGCGUGAUCAAAGGCACGACGGACAUGCCAUUCUUGGACGACGUGGACGGCAACGUGACGACGGAGCUGCAGUCGUUCGAAGACGGCACGUGUGUGAUUUGUAUGGACGGCACGUCGGAGGAGUCGAACCCGAUCAUCUUUUGCGACAAGUGUGACGUGGCAGUUCACCAGCGCUGCUACGGCGUGGCCACGAUCCCGAAAAGCGACUUUUUCUGCAGCAAGUGCAGCGUCAAGGGGGUCGUGGCGCCCCAGUGCGCGCUCUGCCCGCACCCCCACGGCGCCCUGAAACAAACGGUCGAAGGCCACUGGGUGCACGUGUUUUGCGGCCUGUGGUGCCCCACCACGUUUGUCGUCAAGGUGCCCCGCAUGCUCUUCCAACUGUCUCAGGACGACUCCAAGGUCCGGUAUGCCACGUCGUCAUUCCAAGACAACUCUACCACCAUCUCCACCACCACCGCCCUCGCCAACGUUGAGGGCAUCCCCCCCGCAUUACAACGCGGCGGACUCUGUCGUGUGUGCCGCAUCGCCACGGGCUGUACCGUUCAGUGCCGCCACUGCCCAGCGUCGUUUCAUCCGUUGUGCGCGUGGUUUGAUGGGUGCUACAUGCACGCUGAGGUGGCGUCCUGUGGCUUUGUGUGCGCCGGGGGGGGCCAAGGCCUGCGGUUCACACUGACAUGCAAAGAGCACACACCCCCGGAUCUGCCCUGUCAAGAUCGGGAGCUCCAGCGGCGUCAGCGGGCUCAACUGUACACGCCAACAACGCGAGCUCGAUGUGCAGUGUGCUUUGUCACGAUGAAUUCGAUGCACCCCCACCAUCGGUUCGACGAUUCGCUCCCGACCACCCAUUUCUUCCUGCGAUGCACGGACUGCCACGUCCAAUGUCAUGCGCAUUGCGUGCAUCCAGUGGCCAAGGUUGAUCCCCACGCCCAAGUCGUGACGUGGCAGUGUGAAAAGUGCCGGCUCUUGCCCCCCGGCUCAAUCACGUCGUUGGCGGUCAAACCGGCCGCCGUGACGUGUCUGCUCUGCGACCAACCCCAGGGGUACAUGCUCCCGGCCAAAGUGCAUGCAUCAGAAGCCGCCGCCCCGUCGCCCACUGCGGCCGCCGCCGCCGGAUUAACCGCGCUCUCGGCACCUCCACCCCCCGUGGUGGCUGCUCCUACUUCUCCAAGCCUCCACGUGCACUUGUACUGCGCCAAGGCAUUCCAUCAGCCCAUUCAAAAGUCCGGUAAAGGUGGAAGAGUGGUGACCGUGUCGACGCCAUCGAGUGGAACAGCGUCGCAGAAAUGCACCCUCUGUCACUUGAAAACUCCCGCGGGGCGCCUGGUGACGUGCUGGAAAAAGCAGUGCAGUGUGUCGUUCCACCCGUACUGCGCUGCGACAGCGUUGUACUUCAGCUGGAAACCCACGCCCAAAGCCAAGAUGGCGUACGCUUGCAGCGAGCACCCGCCAGACUUUGCCGCGUUCGACGCUGAGAACCAAGUGUGGAUCACGCGGGACACUCUACUUGCGCUGCAGGAGAUUCGAUGCUCCCUGGAACGCGUGAGGAUGUUUAUUGACUUGAGCAAACAGCGCGAAAAGAUCAAGAAGCGGCUGUUUGUCCAGUCCGAUUGCAACGCAUAUGAGAAAGCGGUGCCGUUGCUCCACGUCACAGCGCCCACCACGACCAUGAAGGAGUUUUACCACACCAUCACGAACGACCAGUUGGUGGACAUUCCAAAGAAGCGGAAGAUAAUAGUGAUUGACAAGCAAGUGCCCCACGCACCUACGAAGAAAGCGCGCAAGGACAAGACAACCCCCCCGGAGGAUACGAAGCGGCGUCAAAAGCGCCGCUGGGACAGUCCACAGAGGCGCCGCCACAGCCGCCGCCUCGACCCCGACGACGACGACGAAGAAGCACAGCAAGACGUCCGUGCGGCGUUGCUGGCGUCCAUAUGGUCCCACGCUAUCGUUGCCACUGACCACGACACCAUGGACGACGUCAUGGCCAAGCUGUAUCCCCACCAUUGUCUGGCGGAACACGCCUUGUAGUAGUACUAGUAGUAGUGGCGCCCUUGGUAUGAAUCAUCAUCACACCCGCCCCCCCCCCACAAAAAUGACAUGGCACAUGAUGAACACGAGCAUCGAUUGUAUCAAGACAUAGAACUGGCCACCUUGACCGAUGAUAACGAACAUCGAGAACAUCAUCCACAUCGUUUAUAG
Messenger RNA from Aphanomyces astaci, 4600 nucleotides. RefSeq lists its product as hypothetical. The coding region runs from base 14 to 4429 and encodes 1471 amino acids. The transcript has 4 exons. The record is from RefSeq and is a predicted model, not a curated record. Gene Ontology annotation, biological process: regulation of transcription by RNA polymerase II. Lineage: Eukaryota; Oomycota; Saprolegniomycetes; Saprolegniales; Verrucalvaceae.